AGUGAGUCACUUUUUCUAGCCAGCCAGCCCUACCUCUACUUGUCGACCUUUUUCUUCUUGUUUUGUGCAAAUUCCUGGGUUCUCAACCUUGCGUUAUAGUCAAGUCACUACUCGGCCACAUAUUAAAUUUCAAUAUUAAUAAUAAUUAAGAAAUAGUAAUAAUUAUUAUUUUUAUGAAAUUGUUUGUCCCGGAUACUAUCGAUGAAAUUCUGUUGACACAGUUGUCAAGAUUAUACGAUGGGCACAAAUGGAGAUCAAUAUGGAUAUGGAUAUGGAUAUGCUUAUCAAUAUCCAUAUGCAAGGUUUGCGGGCAACUCUGGAAUGGCUUACCGUUACAGAAGAAACGAGAGCUUUCUGGAUCAUGCAACCGAGUUCGGCAAGGCUGUGAUGGAGAUGAGUGUGGAGUUUGGGAAAGGGUGUAGGGAUAUCGUGUGGCAGAGUAUAGGGAGAGAAGAUACUUACCUUGGAAGAAGUUUCAGGAGAAUGAAAGGGCCUUGUGCUAAAUUUUGUGCUAAAUUGAGGUUCUUUAAUGACUAUAUGCCUGAAGAUAAAGAUCCUCUGUAUGCGUGGUCGGUCAUUUGCCUUGUCUCUGUUCUUGCUAUUGCAGUUUUCUGUCUAACUUCUGAAAGUAACACUUCGGUGACUCCCUUGAUAAAGAAAGUAUUCCUACAUCCUGCUAGUGCUGACAGAAUUUUGCUUCCGGAUGGUAGAUAUCUGGCAUAUAGGGAGCAAGGUGUUCCAGCCGAGAGAGCUAGAUUUUUUAUAAUUGCUCCUCAUCCUUUUCUUUCCUCUCGACUUGCAGGAAUACCUGGAAUUAAGACUUCACUUCUGGAAGAGUUUGGUGUUUGCUUGUUGACAUAUGAUCUUCCUGGUUUCGGUGAGAGUGAUCCUCAUCCCAACAGAAACCUUGAGUCAUCAGCAUUGGAUAUGUUAUUUCUAGCCAGUUCUGUAGGUGUUAAUGACAAGUUCUGGGUGUUGGGAUACUCAAGUGGAAGCCUGCAUGCUUGGGCUGCGCUCAGAUACAUUCCUGAUAGACUUGCAGGUGCAGCCAUGUUUGCUCCAAUGGUUAACCCUUAUGAUUCAAUGAUGACUAAGCUAGAGCAGCGUGGAACCUGGGAGAAUUGGACACGAAAACGGAAACUGAUGUAUUUUCUGGCUCGGAGGUUUCCUAGAUUUCUUGUUUAUUUCUACCGCCAAACAUUCUUGUCUGGAAAGCAUGAUCAGAUUGACAAGUGGCUGUCACUGUCACUUGGAAAAAGAGAUAGAGCUAUAAUAGAGGACCCCAUCCAUGAAGAAUUCUGGCAAAGGGACGUGGAAGAAUCAGUUCGACAGGGAAAUGCCAAACCCUUUGUGGAGGAAGCUGUACUGCAGGUCUCAAAUUGGGGUUUCAGACUUGCAGAUCUCAAACUGCAGAAGAAACAGAGAGGGAGAGGUAUCCUCAAUUGGCUCAAGUCUAUGCUCAAUGGAGAUUUGGAGGAGUAUUCAGGUUUCCUUGGCCCAAUCCACAUAUGGCAGGGGAUGGACGAUAGGGUGGUUCCUCCAUUGAUGACUGAUUUUGUGCACCGGAUUCUACCAGGGGCUGCAGUGCAUAAGCUCCCAUAUGAAGGCCAUUUCACUUAUUUCUAUUUCUGCGAUGAAUGCCACAGACAGAUAUUCAGUACACUUUUUGGAACCCCUCAAGGUCCACUUAAUAAUACCAUAGAAACCAUAGAGGCAGAUCAAACACUUAUGGAAGUUGAUAGAGAGGAACAGGAAGAGGCAAACCCUGGUGAUUCUACCAUGUGAUAGAAAUUAUGCUGUAUAUUCCACAGGUUAUCUCUUUUCUUCCAUGUGAUAGAAAUUAUGAUGUAUAUACCACAGGUCUGCUUCCUUACUCCUGGAACACAAAUAUGGGAUGAUAUCUUUCUAUUUUUGGGCUCAUUUUAACACAUUUUGGGGAGUGGGCAUGCCAACACUUUUGCAGGAGAUAUUGUCAAAAGUAGAAAAUAUACAACAUAAGUUGGUUGUUCUGAUUCUUAGUAGUUCCAACAUUUAGCUCA
Molecule: messenger RNA, 2039 nt
Organism: Mangifera indica (mango)
Lineage: Eukaryota; Viridiplantae; Streptophyta; Magnoliopsida; Sapindales; Anacardiaceae
Exons: 6
Coding region: 238-1785 (515 amino acids)
Source: RefSeq, a predicted model, not a curated record